Lingula anatina is the source of this 3790-nucleotide messenger RNA. RefSeq lists its product as uncharacterized. The record is from RefSeq and is a predicted model, not a curated record. Gene Ontology annotation, molecular function: calcium ion binding. Lineage: Eukaryota; Metazoa; Brachiopoda; Lingulata; Lingulida; Lingulidae.
UUACAUUUGUAAAAACUUAAUUUUGAUUCCCGAAGCUGUAAAUACUUAGUAGAUGUGGUGCUAUGAUCACUGCACGCAAAACAAUAUGUGCAAGACUCAACCAGUGUGGCUAGGAUCAUUUAUUGAAACAAUCGUAUAACUGUGCGAUAAAGCGAAACUUGUCACUUAAACUGAUUUAUGGUACUAAAAUGUCACGGAGAAUCAUUCUCGCUGCCAUAGGGAUUUGUGCUAUGUUCCUCCUGUCUUAUUUUGGAGUGUCCAGUGGAUUAACAGGACAUGUUUGCACCAGAACGGAAGACAGAAACUUCACAAGAUUGGUCAAACAUUAUCGAUCUUGCAGAACGGUAGUACCAUGUGGACUCUGGGACUGGGGCAGAUGUACCAGCUACUACGACUGUAGCACGUACAGCUUAGCCUACGACACUCUCCCAGUAACAGUAGAAUACUGCUGUGAUGGGUGGACCGCUGGGAUCAACGCGACAAACACUAGCAGUUGUGACAUACCUGUUUGCGCUGCAGGGUGUGAGAAUAAUGGCGAUUGUAUAGCGCCCGACACCUGUAAAUGCCAGCCGCCUUACCACGGCUUGACCUGUAAUGAAACUUAUGACCCCUGUCAGGACCACGCGGAACUCACGGUGGGUUUUGAGAGGAGCACAAAUAACACCAACUUCACCACCAAUCCCAAAUGUGACUCUUUACUGCUGAGGACCUGGUACAAGAUAGGUCACUCCCCCAUCUUUCACCUGCCUACGACCUGCCCUGGGUCACCAGCUUGUGGGACGACUGGACCGGUUUGGAUGAAUACAACCAACACGUCUAUACCAGAGGGGGACAUGAUAACCUUAGAAGCAUGUGUUGGGUCGCCUGACAGCUGCUGUGAAUCCUUGCUGCCAGUGCAAAUCAAGAAUUGUACAGACUUUACGGUUUACUAUCUUAGUCCGACGGCGGCAUGUCCACAAGCAUAUUGCUUUGAGGUUCCACCUUGCGUUGGUUGUAACAUAACAGUGUGUCCAGAUGGAUACGUCGCUAUGGAUGGGAAUUGUGAAGAUAUUGAUGAAUGCCUGGUUGCAAAUGGUGGCUGCGGUGAUCGGUGCGACAAUCUAAAUGGAUCAUUCGCGUGUGCUUGUACGGACCCAGGAUAUAUUUUAGGAGCAGACUUUCGCUCGUGCGACGAUGUGGACGAGUGCAGUACCUCUAAUGGUGGGUGUGAAGAUACAUGCACCAACAUUAUAGGUUCUUUCCUGUGUUUCUGCAACCAAGAUGGCUACCAGUUGGGAAAUGACUCUCAAUCGUGUGAAGAUGUCAAUGAAUGUGCUGUCAAUAAUGGUAGCUGUAGUGACAUUUGCAUCAACACCAACGGCUCCUACCACUGCGAAUGUAACGAGGCUGGCUUUGUCCUUGGAGGCGACGCUCACACUUGCCAAGCUGUCAUUGAAGAGUUUAAUUUUACGGCCGUUUUUAAUGGAACUACAACAAGUACAAUAACGCAAGACAUUUCUUCCGAGGCACCACAGGAGACAACUUAUUCAGCGACGCCACAGGAGACAACUACUUCAACUACUCCACCGACGACUGUGCGGACCACAACAGUGACGAGUACACCCGUAAGCACAAUCGUACAGCCGUGUAGUAACAACCUGUGUAUGAAUAAUGGCGUAUGCUUACCAUUCACAACGGGCGUCGCUUGUAACUGUACUGGGACUGGGCACACUGGUAUGAAUUGCGAAAAAGAAGAUGUGUUUUCGAAAUUGGGACUUAAGUCGUACAAUUUGCCCAGAGGAUGCUAUCUCUUAAGCUUGGUCACUGAUGGUCCCGCCGGUGUGUGUAAUCAGAUUUGGCUGUCGUCUACAUCUGCUUGGUUUAAAUCAACCCAAGAAACAGAUACUUUUUUCACGUUUGGAAUAGUUUUCUUUGAAAACAAAGGGUCUCCCCUUUCAUCGAACGGCCUCCAGAUAACCAACCACACCCUCACAGUGUCUUCUUUAACUCCAGCUCAGUCUGUCAACGACGGGACACGCCUCCCAGCGACUUCCAUCCUACAAGAGCGAUGUACUGCGUCUGCUUUCACGACGGAAGACGAUGGUGACUUUCUUCAAAGAAACUCCUUUCUUCGAAGUCUCCUUUCGUCGACUGAGAUCCAGUUCCCGGGUAAUAUACGGUUAGAGCCCCUUUUGAAGUAUGAAAGCACUCUGUCUCCACGAUUUGAUAUCAGUAUUGUUGCCGGCAGUGAGCUGUUGGACGAGAACAACGCUGUGCACAGUAGUUGUCAGGGGGCGCCACUGUCCCCUGAUGUAUUCUACAAUAUAUUAACAUUCCAAGAGGGUGUGAAUUUUACGUACUGGGGAACUAGCUUAAUUCUUCCGACAUUAUCUGGAGACGAAAAUUAUUGUUUGAUUUUGGACAUGUGCGGGGAAAGAGAUAUGACUUUCUUCUUUCUAUUUCCUGGAGACAAAGUUGAUUUGGCCGGUAGAUUUGACGUACUUGGUGCAGUAAGCUCGUUUGGAUUUCACGGGAGUGUACAUGGAAUUGGCAUGUCAACCACACGACGAAUUGAAGUCAAACUGCCCGAGUCGACGGGAGAGUUUUGGAAUGGGGAUGAAAAGGUCGCAUUCAGCUUGCCCUCAGAAGCUAACGUCUGGAUAAUGACAGAGAUGGAAAAUUCGGAAUGGCCGCUCCUUCUCUGGGAGGCGCAAGGAGAUGCCUUCUUUAAAGUACCCAAUCCUGUUGACUUGACAGAGUACAGCCGCUCAGAAGAGUACGUCAUGGUGAUGGCGUCAUCUGCGUCAAUGGACAUUGUCUUGGACACAGCGCUGGGUCCGGUUGUCCUAGGGGGCGCCGUUGCCGAAAGCUCAGUGUACCUGUCCGUAGGAGGAUCUCAACAACGGCGUCUUUGCGGUGACGGUGCCAACCCAGCAGGCUUGUUUUUUACGAUGCACCUUAACUUCAACCCACUGAAAGAUUUUUGGCAAUACAACGUAGCCAGAGCCGCAUUAGACGCUGCAUUUGCGGUGGUUGAUGGUGUUUGUGACGCAUUGGAUCUAAUUGCUGAUCUUAGAAAUACAACAAACACUGCUACUACAACAACACCAGCUGUUAAUACUAGAUCCACGACGACCACUAGGCGCACAACCACUCGACGGACUACCACAGCAAAAAUAGGAACAACCAAGAAACCUACAACUGCAGAGAAAAGCGCGCGUGCCAAGUGGAGAAAGAGAUCAAAGAGAGACAAGAGACCAAAAAACAAAAGCAAAAAGCGAUUACUGAAGAAUAAAGCCAAAGGCAAAAACAUGGACGCUACCGUAAAUGAAAUAGCCCAGAAGGCACCUAAUGCAACUGUAUGUAGCAUGGCUCUAAGAAGGGCUUUAGCUAUACUUCAGAAUGUUCCAAACCCACCUUUAGACACGAUCUUUGAUCUCAAUAUUGAUGUUGAUGUUUUCAUUCUCUUUGAUGACAGUCCUUUGCCAGAUGCCGAUGCAGGUAAUUCCGUUGCUCUGACGAACGACUUGAAAGUAGGUUUAUCCUUAAUCGUCAUCGAUGCACAAAACUUAACUCUGCUUCUGAACACUAGUGACGUUGAAAACCGAUUCCUUUGGGAAAGCACCCGAUCUUUGCUGAAGAAUUUUGUUUCACAAUCCAUCAAUCUCUUGUCAACCAGCAAUGCGUUUGUUACUCGCUUCAAUGGCACAGGUGUCUUCGAGAUUGGCAACACAACGAGGCCAUCAAAACUCUUGUCAUUGAAUUACGGAAGACUUUUCAGAGUCUUAAAAUGGAAGCCGAGUUAAUGCCU